Molecule: messenger RNA, 654 nt
Organism: Prorocentrum cordatum
Lineage: Eukaryota; Dinophyceae; Prorocentrales; Prorocentraceae
Source: the annotation of a GenBank genome assembly
AUGCAUAGCACUCGUGAGCAAAUAUUAUGGGGGCCGGAGGACUGGAAGAAUGGAGAGAGGCGUGGAACGAGCUUUCUGCGUGGGUUUGUCGUUGCGCGGCCGAGGCCGUGUGUUGUCUACUUGCACGGGAACUGCAGCAGCCGAUGCGAGGCGGUGCAGUGUCUGCCCGUGCUGCUCCCCUUUGGCAUCACCGUCUUCUGCCUUGACUUUGCGGGAUCUGGCAUGUCGGACGGCGAGUAUAUCUCCUUGGGUUUUCACGAGCGCGACGACCUGGCCACCGUGGUAGACUACCUGCGCGCAUCGAGGAAGGUUACUUGCAUAGGCCUCUGGGGCCGCUCCAUGGGCGCGGCCACGGCGCUGCUGCACGCGGACAGGGACCCCUCCAUCGCCGGGCUGGUGCUGGACAGCCCGUUCUCCGACCUCAGGGUGCUCUGCCAAGAGCUGGUCGACACCUUCACCGACGGGAAGGUGCCGCACUGGCUGGUCGGCAUCGCGCUCGCGGCCGUGCGCAUGUCCAUCCAGAGCGAGGCGCGCUCGCCACAGCGGACUCAUUCAUACCAGCGUGCUUCGUGGCUGCGAAGAUGGACAAUUUCAUCAAGCCCCAUCACACAAAGGAGCUGCACGAGGCUUACGCGGGGGACAAGAAUAUGGUGA